This is a messenger RNA of Physella acuta, 2312 nucleotides long. RefSeq names its product putative acyl-CoA dehydrogenase 6. NCBI's taxonomy places the organism in Eukaryota, Metazoa, Mollusca, Gastropoda, Physidae. Gene Ontology annotation, molecular function: flavin adenine dinucleotide binding; acyl-CoA dehydrogenase activity. Gene Ontology annotation, biological process: fatty acid beta-oxidation using acyl-CoA dehydrogenase. Gene Ontology annotation, cellular component: cytoplasm. The record is from RefSeq and is a predicted model, not a curated record.
CUCUACUUAUAAAAUGCAAGAAACGAAAAUGGCUGCUAGACUUGUUUCCAAUCCAAGCAAAGUGUUGUUUAUACGGAGAUGUUUUUCCAGUAGCCGAGCAUUACUUCAAGUUAAAGAUGAAAAAGAUGACAUAAUUUUUGGGCCAGAACAUUGGGAAUUGCGUUCUACUCUUAGGAAGAUAAUUGAUAAGGAGAUCAAUCCAUAUGUUGAUGAAUGGGAAGCAAACAGAAGAUUUCCUGCUCACAAAGUUUUCAAAAUCCUUGGGGACAAUGGUUUCCUGGGUGUUUCCAAACCUAAAGCAUAUGGUGGCCUUGAACUUGACUACAGUUACAGUGUGGCGGUGGCUGAGGAGCUUGGCAACAUUAAAUGUGGUUCUAUCCCUAUGGCCAUUGGUGUACAAACAGACAUGGCCACACCUGCCUUAGCCAGGUUUGGCAGUGACUUUUUAAAAAAAGAAUUUCUGGUGCCAACAAUUGCUGGAGACUAUGUGGCCUGUCUUGGUGUUAGCGAGGUGGGUGCAGGUUCUGAUGUUGCUAAUAUCCAAACCAGAGCCUCCAGAGUGGGAGAUGAUCUGAUCAUCAAUGGUGGCAAGAUGUGGACCACCAACGGUGCCCAGGCAGAUUGGAUGUGCUGCCUGGCCAACACCAGUGAUGGCAAGUCUCACUCCAACAAAUCACUCAUCUGUCUGCCCAUGAAGACUCCAGGUGUAACAAUAAGUAAAGAGAUUAAAAAGCUCGGUAUGUGGAGCUCUGACACAGUGCAGGUGUACUUUGAAGAUGUCAAGGUCCCUCGCUCAUUUAUCAUUGGGGAGGAAGGUCAAGGGUUCAUAUACCAGAUGCUGCAGUUUCAGGAAGAACGGUUGUUUGCUGCAGCUGUUGCACUUUUGCCGCUAGAAAGUAUGAUAGAGGAGACCAUAAAGUACACGUCACAGAGGAAAAUCUUUGGCCAGCCGGUACUCAACAACCAGGUUGUACAUUUCACCCUGGCUGAGUUGGCCACUGAGAUAGAGAUGUUGAGGUCGGCCACCUACAGGGCCGCGGCCUUGUACACCAGGGGUCAAGAUGUAACAAAACUGGCCUCAAUGUGCAAGUUAAAAACUGGACGUCUGCUGCGUGAGGCGUCAGACAAGUGCCUUCAGUACUGGGGUGGUAUGGGUUUCACAGAGGAGGUCAUGAUCAGCCGCAUGUACCGGGACAUGCGACUUAUUUCAAUAGGAGGUGGGGCUGAUGAGGUCAUGCUGUCCAUAAUUUGUAAGCUGAUGAAUACGUUACCCAAGUUGAAGAAGUAGAGCUUCAGACAAUCAUUUGAACUGUUUUACACUACAGACAGCUAUGGAUUUUUUAAAAAAUCUUAUCAAUUCUGCAAGUAAAUGCUUGUGCGACCGGUUUGUCGUAAGAUUUGAUUAAGAUAAAUCAGGUAAACAGUAAGUUCACAGUGAUUAUUAUAUGAUCAAUCUAAUACCUGUGAUUUUUUUAUCUUGAUGCAAUAUGUACACAGUUGUUUCAUGUUAUUUCUAUUGUUGUGAUAAUUUAACCAUUUGUAUUAUUAUUUUUAAUGAUUGGUGAGGUUGAGAAUCAUAAGAUUUUUUACGGGAUUUUUUACAACUAUAUGUAAAAUGUGUGACUGCAUGUUUGGAGACUGCUAACACUAAAGUUCGAGUUUGAAUCCCAGGUUCAUGUUGAUAGAACUUCUGAGCCCACCCCGCUCUUAUGGGUACCUGACUCACAUUAGGGAAAGUAAAGGCAGUUGGGCAUAAUGCUGACUACACUAUCCCUCCAUAUGCCGGGGUUACUUAUCUUGCCCCAUGGACUGGAAGGACCGUCAGGUUCAAAAGGGUACUUAACUAUAUUGGAACAUGUUUUAAUACGAGGUUUAUUGUAGAACUGACUAUAUACAUUUGACUACAGAGGAUGCAGAAAAGUUAAUUUGCAUGUAAAAGCAAGGCUAUUUUCAUGUAAAUAGGCUUUUUUAUUUCAUUAUAUCAGAUUUUUUUUUUUGUGCAUGUGCUGUUGUGUUUAAAUUCAUAAAAUAAUCAGAGUUAGACCUACAUUGUGAUUGCCUAGAUAUCAUUUUUGCGCUUGUUGAAAUACUUUUUUUUAAAUAUCUGUAGAUAAUUAUUUGGUUUAGUACUGUUGAUUGAUUUUAUGAUGAUUGACUUUAUGAAAAGGUGCCCUAGAAUCAGUUUGAAACUUUUUAAUUUGUGCAUGUCACAUCUAAGUUUUGACAGUUUUUAUAUAAUGAUGUCCAUACAUGUUCCUUAUUAGGUCUACAAUUUCUUUAAUAUGUUUCAAUUGCAAAUAAAUAUUGAUGUU